Messenger RNA from Penicilliopsis zonata CBS 506.65, 723 nucleotides. RefSeq lists its product as hypothetical. NCBI's taxonomy places the organism in Eukaryota, Fungi, Ascomycota, Eurotiomycetes, Eurotiales, Aspergillaceae. Gene Ontology annotation, molecular function: protein N-terminal-serine acetyltransferase activity; protein-N-terminal-alanine acetyltransferase activity. The record is from RefSeq and is a predicted model, not a curated record. Bases 1 to 723 code for a protein of 240 amino acids. The transcript has a single exon.
AUGACCGUCGGUCUCCCCGUCGGUCUCCCCGUCGAUCUCCCCCCUGCCCAACUCCCCUCGGCCUCAACCCUGCCCGGCCGCACGGUGAGCCUCGAGCGGCUGACGCUCGAGCACGCCGACGGCCUCUUUGCCUGCCUGGGGGGCACCGACGCCGCCCACCGGCCGCUGUGGACGUACAUCCCCGACGGGCCAUACGAGGACGUCGACAGCUUCCGCGCGAGCCUCGCCGCCAAGAUCGCCUCGGCGAACUACUUCUUCGCGGUGAUUGACCGGCGCGCCGUCGUGGAUGGAACGCCGAACUCUCUAUUCGGGAGGGAAGUAGGAUAUAUCUGUCUGAUGCGGAUCGAGCCCGCCCACUUCUGCGUCGAGAUGGGCCAUGUGCUCUUCUCGCCCUUUCUGCAACGCACGGUCUGCGCCUCCGAGGCCGUCUACCUGCUCGCCUGCUAUGCCAUCGAUACCCUUGGCUACCGCCGUCUGGAAUGGAAGUGUGACUCGCUCAACGCCAAGUCACGGCAUGCCGCCCUGCGCUACGGGUUCGCCUUCGAGGGCAUCUUCCGCCAGCAUCUGGUCAUCCGCGGACGCAACCGUGAUACCGCCUGGUUCUCCAUUCUCAGGGAGGAGUGGCAGGGGUCACUCCGGGGGGCGAUGGAGGCGUGGUUGGACGAGGCGAACUUCAAUGAGAAUGGGACGCAGAAGAGACGACUUGAAGAGUUUAGAAAGUAG